UCUCUCCAAAAGAACAGACUUUAUAAGCUUCCCCUCUAUAAAAGACUCGUGGACAAGCCGAAACGCUUAGCCCCUCAUCGUGUAAGCUCUCUCUUUCUCUUUGUGGUUUUCUUUUUCUUUGCUUCCAAAAUCGAAACUUUCGGCAUUGUCACGCGGAAAUCGGCAUGACGGCGAAGAAGUGCGACCACCACCACGAGGAGGAGGAGAGCCCCCUCCACCGGCGGCUCUUCUCCCUCUUCCUCGGCCUUGUCGUCCUCAUCCUCUUCAUCGUCUUUCUCGUCUUCCUCAUCCUCCGCCCCGCCAAGCCCGCCUUCGUCCUCCGCGACGCCACCAUCUACCAGUUCAACGCCUCCGCUGCUCCGAGCCUCCUCAACACCAACAUGCAGGUCACGCUGUCGUCCCGGAACCCCAACGAGAGGAUCGGCAUCUACUACCAGAUGCUCGACACAUACGUGUCGUACCGGGGGCAGCAGAUAUCGCUGCCGACGCUGCUGCCGGAUAGCUACCAGGGGCACAAGGAGGUGAUCAACUGGUCGCCGUUCUUGUACGGGAGCGCCGUGCCGGUAUCGCCAUUCCUCACGGCAGCUCUGGAGCAGGACCGCAACGCGGGGAGCGUGCUGGUGGACAUAAAAGUGGACGGACGUGUGAAGUGGAAGGUUGGGACGUGGGUAUCCGGCAAGUAUCAUCUCCAUGUCAACUGUCCAGCUUUGCUGGUGUUCAAAGAACCGUGCUGCGGCAUCGCUGUUGGACCCUCCGUGAAGAUUCAGGUCACUCAACACUGUACUGUUGAUGUGUAGAGAGAGAAACUGUGGAAGUGUUGGAUCUCUCUCUCUCUCUCUCUCUCUCUCUCAAUGUGAUUUGUUUCCUUCUUCCUCUCUUUUUCUUCUCCCUAGUAAUUGAAAAUGCAUCAACUGAGGUAAAUUUCAGUUUCUCUUCUUCGUCUUC
Messenger RNA from Rhodamnia argentea, 945 nucleotides. Its product is annotated as NDR1/HIN1-like protein 1. The transcript has a single exon. The record is from RefSeq and is a predicted model, not a curated record. Gene Ontology annotation, biological process: defense response to other organism. Lineage: Eukaryota; Viridiplantae; Streptophyta; Magnoliopsida; Myrtales; Myrtaceae. Bases 165 to 797 code for a protein of 210 amino acids.